CUAUCCUCUGACCAAUCCCUUAAUCCUUACUUUAACCACUCGAGUUGAAAUGCCUAACCUCAACCAAUCGAGCUGCUUCCUAGGGCGGGACUUGGCGUGGCCACAGUGGGAUUCGUAAUUUUGUACCGGUACUAUAUGAGUCGGAGAACACACGUCCAGUGUAGCCCGUGUGCAGCUAUCUACACGGUAGCCGUAGCCGAAAGUACACCGCUGUGGAGAUAGGUCUGCCAAUGCGAGACUAAGCCGAAUGAAAGUAGCUGACACACGAUGGGGCUGCUCUCUGGGAGUAUCGGACCCUUUCGAAACCGAAUGUGGGUGCUUCGGACGUGGAUUCGAGACGUAGCCACAAUUUCAGCUACUUUUCGCAACGGCGACGCACUCGCGUCGAAAGCGUCACUGAUCCAAAGGAGACGUGGAGGUUUACAUCAACACAGUCUCCCCCUUGUUCGGUUACUUAGCUCAAACAAACCACCAAGAGGUUUUGAAAAGUUUUUCCCAAAGAGUGAAGAAAGCACUGGCGUCAACAAAUCAACUGAAGAUGAAAAUAUCAAAGAGCAAGAAUCUCUUGUAAGGGAAGAGCGGGACACAAAUGAUGGCGGGGACGAAAGACAAAGAGGAGGUAAAAAAGAAGAAUCACACUGGUGGACGCGCUUCCAGGAUGAUUUUCCCCUGGAUGAAAAAGCAGUGCGGUACUUUGCAAUCGGUGCUGCCGGCAUGACCUCAGCUUUUUUGUACUUUUACUUCCGAGAGACGGGGAUGCAGAUCUCCUGGAAGGACUUUGUGCAACACUACUUAAACAAAGGCUUGGUUGAUCACCUAGAGGUGGUCAAUAAACAAUACGUCAAAGUAAUUCCUGCCCAUGGAGUGAGCACGUCAGAAGUGAGCUAUUUGUGGUUCAACAUUGGCAGUGUGGACUCAUUUGAGCAUAACUUGAGGAUGGCCCAGCAAGAAAUGGGUUUGGACUCAAAGAAAGUUUCUGUGUUCUACAGUAGUGAAAGCGAUGGGGCACUCCUUUACAGCGUUCUCCCAACCUUACUGCUGGUUGGCUUUUUUCUUUUUGCCAUGCGGCAGGGACCAAUGGCAGGAGGUCGGCGAGGAAACCCCUUCAGCAUGAGUGAAUCCAAAGCCAAGGUAACAAAAGGCAACAUCGGCAUUCAGUUCAAGGAUGUCGCAGGCUGUGAGGAGGCCAAAAUGGAGAUUUUAGAGCUUGUCAACUUCCUGAAGAACCCGCGGCAGUACCAGGACCUAGGCGCCAAGAUCCCAAAGGGUGCUGUGUUAUCAGGCCCACCUGGUACUGGUAAGACCUUGCUAGCUAAGGCCACUGCAGGAGAGGCCAACGUGCCCUUCAUCACUGUCAACGGCUCGGAGUUCCAGGAGAUGUUUGUUGGCGUGGGUGCAGCAAGGAUAAGGGAUACGUUUGCCAUGGCCCGAAAAAAUGCCCCCUGCAUUCUUUUCAUUGACGAGAUUGACGCAGUUGGCAGGAAGAGAGGCAGGGGGAACUUUGGAAACCAAAGCGAGCAGGAAAACACCCUCAACCAGUUGCUUGUGGAAAUGGACGGGUUCAACAGUAGCACCAACGUGGUCGUGUUAGCCGGCACCAAUCGAGCUGACAUCCUGGAUCCAGCUUUGAUGAGACCAGGACGCUUUGAUCGACAUAUAUACAUAGGCCCACCAGAUAUUAAAGGCAGGGCGUCCAUCUUUAAGGUGCAUUUAAGACCUCUGAAGUUGGACACCAGUAUAGAAGUAGAGGCUUUGGCCAGGAAGCUAGGUGCACUAACCCCAGGUUUUACUGGGGCUGAUAUUGCUAAUGUGUGUAAUGAGGCCGCUCUAAUAGCUGCCCGACACCUCAACCAACACGUCAAUACUAAGCACUUUGAGCAGGCAGUUGAGAGAGUCAUUGGAGGUAAGUUGGUAUGCACUUGAUAUUAUGUCAACACU
Molecule: messenger RNA, 1938 nt
Organism: Etheostoma cragini (Arkansas darter)
Lineage: Eukaryota; Metazoa; Chordata; Actinopteri; Perciformes; Percidae
Product: AFG3-like protein 1
Exons: 13
Coding region: 268-1923 (551 amino acids)
Biological process (GO): mitochondrial protein processing; protein-containing complex assembly
Cellular component (GO): m-AAA complex; membrane
Molecular function (GO): ATP binding; ATP-dependent peptidase activity; zinc ion binding
Source: RefSeq, a predicted model, not a curated record